Penicillium nucicola is the source of this 648-nucleotide messenger RNA. RefSeq names its product acetate uptake transporter family protein. The transcript is spliced from 5 exons. Gene Ontology annotation, molecular function: acetate transmembrane transporter activity. Bases 1 to 648 code for a protein of 215 amino acids. NCBI's taxonomy places the organism in Eukaryota, Fungi, Ascomycota, Eurotiomycetes, Eurotiales, Aspergillaceae. The record is from RefSeq and is a predicted model, not a curated record. Gene Ontology annotation, cellular component: plasma membrane.
AUGCAACUAGGACAAAAGCUGGGCGAUCCAACGCCUUUGGGGAUGGCUGGUUUUGCAACGACCCUUUUGACACUCUCACUUGCCAUGAUGGAGUUCCGGGGAGUUUCCGUCCAAAAUGUCUUCAUCGGAAACUUUUGCUUCGUUGGUUGCAUCGCCCUACUCAUUUCGGCACAGUGGGAGAUCGUAAGAGGGAACACAUUCGGCUAUACUGUGCUCAGUGCAUUUGGUCUAUUCUAUGGCGGUUAUGGCGCUAUUUUGCUGCCCACUCUCGGCAUAGCAGAUUCUUACGGAGGCCAAACACCCGAAUACUAUAAUGCCAUGGGGUUUUUUGUUCUGAUUUGGACGGUCCUUAACACAAUCUUCCUCAUCGCAAGCUUCUCAAUAAACAUGGUUUACUUUGGAACGUUUAUUGCUAUCGAAGUAUGUUUCGGUCUCGAUGCAACAGCAAACUUUGUCCGAGCGGAUGGAAAUAUUGCUCUGAGUGCGACGAUUAUGAAGGUAGGCGGCGCGUUUGGAUUUAUUGCCGGAUUGUUGGGCUUUUAUAUCGUGGCCCAUAAUCUUUGUCAAGAUAGCUUGCCUGUUUGCCUUCCGAUGGGUGAUGCAGCAUCUCUGUCGAAGGCGAGAAGAAGUAUGACCGGAUCAGAAUAA